CAAUAUUUCUUCAAUUUCCAAUGCCUACUUGCAGCACUUGUUCACGGGAUCCUCCUCCUGAAGAAUUCGUAUAUAAAGGCAAAAGCUAUAAAACUUGUAAUAGCUGUAGAGCUGUAAGAACUCCUAAAAAAGAAGAACCAAUUGAGAUAAUUUCUCUGCAUGAAGUUAGUGACUAUAUCGCGAAUGCAAUCAAUAACUUAGAAAAUCAAGCCAAGCUUUCUCUUACUUAUCAUAUUCGACUUGACGAUGCCAUACUUAGUGAAGUUGGUACAGACGUUAAACUUAUGACUAAACUAAUUAUCGAUGAAAUAGAGGAAGGAGAUGGUGAUCAAAUGAUGGCACGUUCAACUACUAAAAUAACUUUCCCG
This is a messenger RNA of Dentiscutata erythropus, 368 nucleotides long. The record is from the annotation of a GenBank genome assembly. Lineage: Eukaryota; Fungi; Glomeromycota; Glomeromycetes; Diversisporales; Gigasporaceae.